Thelazia callipaeda (thelaziosis nematode) is the source of this 1245-nucleotide messenger RNA. The record is from the annotation of a GenBank genome assembly. NCBI's taxonomy places the organism in Eukaryota, Metazoa, Nematoda, Chromadorea, Rhabditida, Thelaziidae.
AUGAGGUUCGAAAAUUUGCUGGGUCAGCAUGGAACAGCCGUGGCGAAGCGUCUUGGAUGGAAACAAGGAGAUGAAGAGGAAAGUUGGUCUAGGAAAGCUAUCGAUAGUUUGAUGAAAAAAUUGCAAAAGCAUAACAGUGAAGCUUUAACAAGCUUAGAGCUAGCUUUGCAAUGUCAAGGGCGUCAACGGACCGAUUGUGUUACUAUUCCACGUUCACUUGAUGGAAGAUUACAGAUAUCACAUCGCAAAGCACUGCCUCAUGUAAUAUAUUGUCGUGUAUAUCGUUGGCCAGAUUUACAAUCUCAUCAUGAAUUGAAAGCGAUCGAUGAUUGUCGUUACUGCUUUGAAUCAGGUCAAAAAGAUAUUUGCAUCAAUCCUUAUCACUAUGAAAGGGUUGAAAGUGCAGGUAUCCUACCACCAGUAUUAGUCCCGCGAUAUACCGAACCUCCUCCACAUAUCAUACCACGGUUAUCGCGCAUAUCCAGAUUACAGACAGGCUCAAUGGCUUCAUCAAUGCCACGGAACAUUGAUUUCACCCAUUAUAAUGAUACAGUAAUGAUAUCAAAACCGGACGAUGAAGUGGAUUUUAAUAUAGCUUUCCCAAAUAAUGUCAGAACAAUAGAAGUACCUUAUGAAGAAGGAAAGUUUUGGGCUACUAUCAGUUAUUUCGAACUUAAUACACGUGUUGGAGAACAAUAUAAAGUUUCAUCACCUACCGUCGAAAUUGAUGGUUUCACAGAUCCAACGUCCAAUCCUAGCAAAAUUUGUCUUGGGUUGUUAUCAAAUGUGAAUAGAAAUCAGCAAAUUGAGUCAACAAGGCGGCGUAUUGGAAGAGGUGUGAAGUUAACGUAUGUCCCAAAUCAAGGAACGCUUUUUGCUGAGUGUCAAAGCGAAAGUGCAAUAUUUAUUCAGUCACGCAACUGCAAUUACUUCCACAGUUUUCAUCCUACCACUGUGUGCAAAAUAACGAAUGGAAUCUCUUUAAAAAUUUUUGAUAUGUCGAAAUUUAGAGAGCUUCUCGCGGAGUCAACUCGUUGCUGUUCAUUUGAUGCAAUAUAUGAGUUAACUAAUAUGACGAUUAUACGUAUGUCGUUUGUAAAAGGUUGGGGUGCUGAAUAUCAAAGACAAGAUGUCACAUCUACUCCUUGCUGGAUAGAAAUACAUCUUCACGCUCCAUUGCAGUGGCUGGACAAAGUUCUUUCGCAGAUGGGUCCUCCAUCAAAUCCAAUUUCUUCAAUAUCUUGA